AUGAAGACAACGAGUGUGUGGAGGGCUGUGUGUGUGUUCGUGGUUUUACUCCUCAAGGCUCAAGCCCUCAACACCCGCAUCAUCGGGGGGCAGGACGCCCCUGAAGGGGCGUGGCCAUGGCAGGCCAGCCUACAGCGUGACGGCAGCCACUUCUGCGGGGGGUCCCUCAUCAACAAGGACUGGGUGAUGUCAGCCGCGCACUGCUUCUCCAGCAACACGGCCACGGCCGGUCUGCAGGUGCACCUGGGCCGCGUGAACCUGACGAGCUCCAGCAGCGGCGACGUGGAGCGGAGCGUGGCGGAGGUGAUCCUCCACCCGAGCUACAACCACACCUCCAGCGACAGCGACAUCGCCCUGCUCCGCCUCUCCUCCUCCGUGUCCUUCUCCACCCGCGUCCGCCCCGCCUGCCUGGCCGCCCAGGGAAGCACCGUCAGCGAUGGAGCCAGCACGUGGACGCUGCAGGAGGUGGAGGUUCCAGUGGUGGGGAACUCGGCGUGUCAGACGGCCUAUCAGGGAUACAGCAUCACCAUCACCAACAACAUGAUGUGUGCAGGACUGCUGGGACAGGGAGGCAAGGAUGCUUGCCAGGGCGACUCUGGCGGUGCGCUGGUCAGUAAGCAGGGUGCGGUGUGGGUGUGUCUGGGCGUGGUGAGUUUCGGCGUGGGCUGUGGUGAGGCGGGGUACCCGGGCGUUUACACCCGCGUGUCACAGUACCAGCCCUGGAUCAACUCCCUCAUCCGCAGCAGCCAACCGGGCUUCAUCCAGCUCACCAGCCAGACCAGAUGA
Molecule: messenger RNA, 786 nt
Organism: Clupea harengus (Atlantic herring)
Lineage: Eukaryota; Metazoa; Chordata; Actinopteri; Clupeiformes; Clupeidae
Product: prostasin-like
Exons: 6
Coding region: 1-786 (261 amino acids)
Biological process (GO): proteolysis
Molecular function (GO): serine-type endopeptidase activity
Source: RefSeq, a predicted model, not a curated record